Molecule: messenger RNA, 2180 nt
Organism: Durusdinium trenchii
Lineage: Eukaryota; Dinophyceae; Suessiales; Symbiodiniaceae
Source: the annotation of a GenBank genome assembly
UGUGAAUUCUCCAGCACGGUCUGUUGCAACCUCCACGGGAACUUGCGCUUCCAAAUCUUCGGCUGUGGGACCCAACGUGGCCGUCUCUGCAAUGUUGCACUGCUUCAGCGGGCUGCUCCGAUGGCUGCUGAAGAGAUGUCGCCGGCGAACAGUGAAGGCAGCGAUGGCUUCAGUGAAUGGGAAGCAGUACCGAGUCGUUAGGAACUUCAACGGCAAAAUCACGCUCAGAACCGGGCUGGACUAUGAUCUCGCCAAUGAUGAUGAUGACGAUCAGCCCACGAGACUGUCCUGCUGGGGCUUUGCCGGCAAGGACUAUGCUCGUAUGUCAGAGACGACAGAAGAGACAGCUUCGCCAGAUCUAUCAGAAGAUGGAAUGAUGAGCGAAGACCUGUCAAAAGCUGAGGGUCCUCCACAGCCCCGAACAAUUUUCCAUGCUCUACAUCAAACCUUCGAUGAUCUUCGCCGGAUUCUCCCUGAAUUGUCGUGGAAAGGAUUCGAUGCCAUCCAAAUCCCUCCAGCACACGUCAGUCGUCAAGGUGAUUUGCGUCGAGACUGGUAUCUACGCUACCAACCUUUGAGCUAUGAGCACGUGGAUCUUGCUUUAGGUGGAGCUGAGAGCUUGCAGCGACUUUGCGAAGAAGCGCACGGCUACGGAAUCAUGGUGAUUGCUGAUUGCGUGUUCAAUCACAUGGCCGUUGUGGCCUCGUAUCAGGAAUGGCAGGAAGCUCAACAUGAUGGGCACAAGAUGGAAGAGCUCAAGCAACGGCUUGACCACUCCUUUGGUCCUCAUUUCGAUCGCCAUGACUUUCAGUUCCCCUGGAUCCCCCUGGAGGGCGAGAAGUGGGACGAUCCAAACUAUACCUUUGAGGGCUGGGGAUGUGGUGAAUGGAGUGAGCUGCGAUGGAGCGACAAGGUGGUGUCUCGCCAUUUGCAACAUCUUCGCAUGUUGUUGGAUUGUGGUGUGACAGGAUUCAGGAUUGAUGCUGCCAAACACAUGAGGCCACAGCAUGUGGCAAAGUAUGUGGACUUCGUGCAAGGGGAAGGCGCCUUCAUCUACACCGAGGUCUUAUCCAUGGACCGGAACGUGCAUUCACAGUAUGAGAGGUUGGGUUUUGGUCUGCCAUCCACAGACUUUCUUCUCGCAGCCUCGCUUGCAAAGACUUGGCGAGAAUCCGACGCAGGGCACUUAUCUGCCGAGUUGCAGGCAGCAGAGCACCUGGGAAGCCACUCCGUCCAGUUUGUCAGAAACCACGACACCAUGCUCAACGAUGGGCCAGCCAUUUGUGGAAUUGAUUGGUCCAGUGCAGAAGAAGCAUCCUUGGCCUGGGCAUACUUGAUCGCUAAGAAUGAAGGUAGCGUGCUGCUCCACCAGGAUGACAUUCACACACCCGUCGUUCAGGCAGCUUUAGCCUUCAGAUCAGCCUUGUCAUCAGUGUUGGCUUCGGCUGUUCCUUACUCCAUUAAGGCUGAGCUGGUGGCUUGGCCUCCGCCCAACUACAAGACCAUUGCAAUGAUGCUCACUCUAGCAGAGUGUCCAGUGGGCUUGGCCGUUUUCAAUAUAACUUCGCAGAAGCAGAACAUGGAAAUCCCUUGGCAGCUGGAGAACUACAGCUUGCAGGAAGUGAAGGCAAACUCUCGUGAUGAACACCUGCAGGCUGGAUGCUCUCCUAAGCAUUUGGAUAAGCAUUUGCAGCCACGGAUGGCUCGCUUCUUCCUGUUGGAGUGUUUCACAGGGCCGUUGAUCCAGCCAAACCCACAGCUUCGCUACAUGACGCUGUUCUACUACUGUGGCUGGGAAUGUCCCCAUAUCCAUUUCUGCGUUGAACACGUUUGGACCAACGUGCCUGGUUGGGUCCUGAGAAAGUGCGACAAACCAGCUGUGCAAGGCUUCAAGCUGCCCAAAUCGUCGCAUCAUGGACGCUGGUGGCGUGUGGACAUCCCUCUGAGGAAGCGCUGUUCCGUGGAGUUUGUUCUGAACGAUGGAGGUCAUAGCUGGGACAACCAUCCCAGUGCCCUGGGAAAUUAUAUCGCUGAAAUGCCUGGCUUGCACAUCCUGGUGAACAAGAAGCUAGCGAGCUUAUGCCUGUAGAAUCGAAGGAGUCCCCAAAGUGAGGGAUGAAUUAAAGGUAGGUGUAGUGCACAAUUUCUCAAUCCUGGGAGAUGAUCAGACAACUUUGCAG